GGCCCCGGCGGGAGGAGGAGCCGCUCGUGCGGCCGCGCCGCCGGGCCCCGUCGUGCGUGCGUGCGUCCCUCCGUCCGCCUGUCCCCCAGUCAGUGCGCCCGGAUCCGCGCCAUGGCGUCUGGCGCGGUGCUACCCCGGCUGCUCGGCGCGGGUGUCCGGGCGGCGCCCCGAGGCCGGGCCGCGCCGAGAGGCAGGACGCUGGGGAGCGCCGCGGCCGCCGCUGCCCCCGACCCAGAGCGCGACAGCGAUCUCAGCGCCCGGAUCCUGAGCGAGCCCCUCAAGCACUCCGACUUCUUUAACGUCAAGGAGCUGUUUUCCGUGAGAAGUCUCUUCAACGCACGGGUGCACCUGGGCCACAAAGCCGGCUGUCGGCACAGGUUCAUGGAGCCGUACAUCUUCGGGAGCCGCCUGGGCCAGGACAUCAUUGACCUGGAGCAGACGGCCGCACACCUGCAGCUGGCCCUAAACUUCACGGCCCACGUGGCCUAUCGCGGGGGCAUCAUCCUGUUUGUGAGCCGCGCCCGGCAGUUCUCACACCUGAUCGAGAACACGGCCCGGAGCUGCGGCGAGUACGCCCACACGCGCUACUUCAAGGGCGGCCUGCUGACCAAUGCGCCCCUCCUGCUGGGCCCCCAGGUCCGCCUGCCGGACCUCAUCGUCCUCCUGCACACGCUCAACAACGUCUUUGAGCCCCACGUGGCUGUGAGGGACGCGGCCAAGAUGAACAUCCCCACCGUGGGCAUCGUGGACACCAACUGCAACCCCUGCCUCAUCACCUACCCCGUCCCAGGCAACGACGACUCGCCCCCGGCCGUGCAGCUCUUCUGCCGGCUCUUCCAGACGGCAGUCACCCGCGCCAAGGAGAAGCGCCGGCAGCUUGAGGCCCUGUACCGGCUGCAGGGCGCCCCAGGCCCCUGCCCGGCCGGCCGCGCUGCCCCGGGAGCGCAGGCCGGGCUGGGCCUGGGUGUUGCCGCCUGACCAGCCCGACCUCCUCCCAGAUGAGGAGCAGCCUGUCCCGAGCUGGGCGCGCCUCGCCCCGCCAAGGUUCUGGGCACCUCCAGGCCUUCCAGGCUUUGGGCCCCUGCUGCCAGGAGUGCGCUCAGCAGCCGCCCGCCCCGGGGGCUCACCUGGCAAGGGGCCUGUCCGAAAAAGACCCCUCGGAAAACACCGUGUCCCCGGAGCGUGAAGUGCUUGUGUCCACCUUGAGAUGAGCCCUUUGUGUUCGGAGCGAUCACACAGCAGCAGGUCGACUCCAUGACCGGGGUCGGGCUGCUGUCUGGUCACCUGGUUUCAGGGGCGGUUUCAUAAUGUGAGGCUGCAGGGUGAGCGGUUCAGAGGGUCCCAUCUGGGCUGGACCAGGCUGAGCAAAGCAGACAGCAUGGUUGCAACAGAAAUAAAACUUGGAUCCGGGCAGGGUGGCGUCCGGGCCCCUGG
Cervus elaphus (red deer) is the source of this 1434-nucleotide messenger RNA. It is a transcript of the gene MRPS2, whose product is annotated as mitochondrial ribosomal protein S2. The transcript has 4 exons. Gene Ontology annotation, biological process: translation. The record is from RefSeq and is a predicted model, not a curated record. Gene Ontology annotation, cellular component: ribosome; mitochondrial small ribosomal subunit. Gene Ontology annotation, molecular function: structural constituent of ribosome. Bases 112 to 978 code for a protein of 288 amino acids. Lineage: Eukaryota; Metazoa; Chordata; Mammalia; Artiodactyla; Cervidae.